This is a messenger RNA of Leptidea sinapis, 4224 nucleotides long. RefSeq names its product galactosylgalactosylxylosylprotein 3-beta-glucuronosyltransferase I-like (gene GlcAT-I). The coding region runs from base 238 to 1101 and encodes 287 amino acids. Lineage: Eukaryota; Metazoa; Arthropoda; Insecta; Lepidoptera; Pieridae. Gene Ontology annotation, cellular component: Golgi membrane. Gene Ontology annotation, molecular function: galactosylgalactosylxylosylprotein 3-beta-glucuronosyltransferase activity. Gene Ontology annotation, biological process: carbohydrate metabolic process; chondroitin sulfate proteoglycan biosynthetic process. The transcript is spliced from 5 exons. The record is from RefSeq and is a predicted model, not a curated record.
GGUAGACAGUAGUGCAGACUGCACAGUGGUAACUGCUGCUGCACAGCUGCAGUGCAGUGUGUAUGCGGCUUUGUAUUGAAUUGAGGGUCGCUGUAAGACGCAACUGUUUUAUUAAGGACAUAUUUUAACUGAAGAAAAUGAAUCUAAUAGUGCUAAAAGAAUGAGCUAGUGCCGAGUUCUUAGCAUUCUGGCUGAGAAAGCAUACAUUAGUGGAAAUCUAUAUUCAGUGAAAUUAAAAUGCAUUUUCUUAAUAAAAAAAAGCAAUAUAUAGCAAUUGGGAUGCUGAUUUUCGUAGCCUUGUUUUUCUUUCACAGCCGACCCGCGUUUCAGUGCCAGAUUGCCCAAGAAACAAUUAAUUCCAAUUUGCCAACAAUUUACGGCAUUACUCCCACCUAUGCGAGAUUAACGCAAAAGGCAGAUUUAACAAGAUUAUCUCAAACCCUGAUGUUAGUCAAGAACAUUCAUUGGAUUGUAAUUGAAGAUUCUGAAACAAAAACUAAGUUAGUCAGUAACUUUUUAAAGGAAUCUACAUUGAAGUAUACACAUCUCAAUGUGAAGACCCAGAAAGCGAAACACUCCACAGCGAGUGGAGUUGAACAAAGAAAUUUAGCUCUAAGCUGGCUUAGAGAACAUUUAAACAAAUCUGAGGAUAAAAGAGGUGUCGUGUACUUCAUGGAUGAUGAUAAUACAUAUGCUUUAAAAGUAUUUGAAGAGAUGCGAAAAAUACAAAAGGUGGGAGUUUGGCCAGUGGGGAUCGUCGGCGGUAUGCGAGUGGAGAUGCCUCUGGUGACAGAUGGAAAAGUGUCAGGCUACAACGCUGUGUGGAAACCGUUCAGACCAUUUCCUAUCGACAUGGCUGGAUUCGCGAUCAACGCUACACUCUUCUUGCAGUUUCCAGAAGCCAAAUUCUCUCGUGGUGUGCAGUCUGGUUUCCAGGAGAGCGAGAUAUUGAAAUACGUCGCAACAAAGGAUGACUUAGAGCCCCUAGCUGAGAACUGUACGAAGGUGUACGUAUGGCACACCCGCACACAAAAACCAUCCAUAUUGAACCCCAAGAAACUGAAGACACCACUGCUCCCAGAUGGACACAUAGAAGUAUAAGUAAGCGAUGUGGUUAGUUUGGCAAUAAUGCUCAAUUUGCAAUGAACGCACGAACGAAAACGAAUGUAAAAGUCUCGAGACUUUUGGCAGAGGCCUUUUGGUUAAGUUAUCACGACUAAUAUUUUAGUCGCCAGAAUAUUAAGUGUUCAGUACUUGAACAUAAACAAAAGAAAUGCUCUUUAAAUAUGUAUCAAUAUAUCUUAAUAGUGAAUAGAAUUACUAGUGCUGUACGUUUGUUUCGGAAUGAAUUUUCUUUCUUAAAGUCUUCGAGAGCUGGAGAACUGGUUUCGUGACUUGUGGAUUGUAUCAUUCCCUCGCUUGAUUCAGUGAUUGAACUAAUUCACAGGUAAAAUUUAGAAAAAUACAGAUUCAGAACUCUACACCUAUUUGGAAUUAUCACAAAAAGACUAUCAAAUGUAGUUCUAGACGUAAAUUAUACGUAUAGUUCGUUUUAAUUUUUAUUAUAAGUAGAAUGAAAUGAAACUAAAUAAUUAAAAUAAUCGAAACUCCGUAUGUGUACUGCCAGAUUACUAUUUUAGUAAUCUGUCGUCAAGUUGGUCAAAGGACGUCUGAGUUUUAAAUUUAAAAAUGUGCUGGCAACAAAAAUCGGAUGAAGUGUAAUUUUUUUAAUAUAAUUUUCAAAAACUGCAUUGAAAAUUUUUUAGAAAAAAUUUCUGAUGUCUGACCACGAUGACAAAAUUUGGAUAAAAAUAACCGUUAAACCUCACUAGACAUCCAAAGCUUUUUCUUAGGACGGUCUUCCAUUGAUACACAAUUAAUAUACUAACAGAGAUUCUCCAAGUGUUACCAUAAUUGAGAUUAUUAUGCUUUUUAAAAAAAACAAUGAAACGCUAACGUUACGAAUUUUUUAAAAAGUAAUAUUAACAAUGAGAUUAUAGAAUACUAAAACAUUUAUCAUAUACUCUCGACUAAAAAAUAAUGUUCCGCGCAGCACACUUAGGCUGAGCUUACACUCAAACUGUGUUAUAUUAACUAGGAUGCCGCAAUCGCUCGUCGUACCGCCUCGUUGAGCCGUAUAUCUGAGCGAAGCGAGGUAAACUAAGUAUGUGUACAAAAACAAAACAAAAUUAAUCUAAAAAAAAAAAACAAUAAAAAGAAUCUUUUGGAAUUAGGCGCCAUAUUUAAACAUGAGGAAUGAGCGCCUCAUUCAAUCAUUAAGAAUCUUGCAGUCGAAUCACUCUCGAUUCAAAGCAGUGUUAUAAAACUUAUUGUGAUUUUAACAAUCGGAUUAAUUUUUUAUAUAAAUAUAAACAGCGCGUUAUUAAUUAUAAUAAUUGAAUUAAGUCGAAAUUCAAAAUUCUGUAUCGACAAUAACAUAGAAAAUUUCGAAAGCUUUCUGUGAGUUCAAAAUUUUUUAAAAUUGGUCCAGAAAAGGCCGAGAAACAAUUUAACACAGAAAUCAAUUGUAGUCAUCCGGUGGGAGCUUCGCUUCGCUUCGCUCAAAUAAACGCGAAAUAAAGUCAAUCCAAAUUUAAAUCUUUUGUUUAGGUUUCCGUAGCCAAAUGGAAAAACACGGAACCCUUAUAGAUUAACCCCAUGAACAAAUUGUCUUAAAUUUUAGCGUAAUAUUUAUGAAGUUAUCUUUCAACGCAUAAAAUACUUCAAAAGUGGACCAACACUUAAUAAUUUAUAAGGAAAACUAUUUUUUUUCAUUAAAGAAUUUUAUUACGGUGUGUAGUUAAAUAAACAUUAUUUACUUUUUAUUACAUUGUACUUGACUAUAGUAGGUAUAACGUAUGACGUUUAUAAAUGAUCAAUCAACCUACGUUUAAUUAACAGCCCUUGUUUUAUAUUUACCUUGUUUUUUAUAUUUACUGUAAGGUUUUUCCAUCAAAUCCUUCUCGAACAAUUCGAACAAAACUUGAUUGUAGAAGAAAUAGUUCAUACAAUUGUUCUUAUUCAAUUUACCACGUUUAACAAUAAUUUUUGUAUCAUUAAUUAUAUAAAAUAUAACUAUUUAAGAUAGAUAUUCAAUUUAAAAUAAGCCCAGGGAAUUGGUGGAGGAUAGGCAUAAUAUUGUAUCGAAAACAUUAACAGAAAAACCUAUUAAAAGGCCUAAAAUGUGUUUGUCAUGCCCUAUUUAAGGGUAGUCAAUAUCUUUAAUAUUUUAUGUGUUGUUGGCGUGAAGUAACACAAAAGAAGCAAAAAAAAACAGUUUUUGUAACACAAGAACAAACAUUAUUGACUUAUUUGUCUUUCUAUAAUGCGUAAGUAAUCUUCGCUCAUAAUAAACAGACAUGGCAGUACUGCAUGCAAAAUGAGUAUUAAACUACAGAGACAUACCCCCUUAUUCAUAAUAGUCUGCUAACUUACAGCAUUGCUAAUUCUCACACUGUCUUCUUCUAUUGACCUAAGUCAGAAUGAGAAAAAACAUUCCUUAGCGGCUGUUUUAAGUUAGCGGACCAUUAUGAAUAAGGGGGAAAAUCUUUAGGUGAAUCGAAGAGCUAUAAUAACUUGCUAACUGUACUGUUCUACGCAAGUGCGAGCCGCCAUUUUGAUUAUUUUUUUAAUCGACUAGACUAGUAAUUUUCCUUGAAGUCAGUAAGUCUUAUUGGUUCUAAUAUUUAGUCUCAAAGAACACCUAAAAUCAAACCCAUGUAACAGAUAACAGCCCUGUUUUUAGUUUGUUUAUUUUUCAUAACAAUGACUGCAGUUAUGAAACCAACUUAGCAUUCCAUGGAUUCGUAAGAGUCCAUCUUGUGGCAGAAUACCCCAAACUGUUCCCCAGACUUGUGAUUUACAGCAUUCAUCUUGACUGUGUUGCUCUCCAAGCCUGGCCCAAUUUAAUAAGAACCUGUUAGUGCAGAUCUUGUUAUUCUAGAAAAGAAAUGUAGGGCCGGUCAGUAUUAUUGGGUUUUUCAAGAAUCUUGAGCGGCACUAAAAAAGAAACAUAGCUGUCUCAAUUAAGCCGUUUGCUAGUUCAUAGUACUUGCUUUCUUUUAUUGCGGUGGCUUUUAUUAUGGUUCUUCGGUGUAUUUGUUUCCCAUGGAACUGUAUUUUCUGAAAGUAUUAUACGUUUUUCUACUUUUUAAUGUUAGGUCUGGAUAAAGAAGCACCUCUGGGAUAAAAUUUAAAAUAAACCAUGAAAAAAAAGUUGGUAAA